UUAUUUCAGUCAUCGUCCCGUGAAUCCGUGCCUCUGUAUUUUGUUAUCAUUUUUAUAUUUGAUAAGCGUAAAUUCUGUAAAUUGUUCUGGAAUCUGAAUUGUUUUUUUGUUUGACAUACGUUAAGUGUUUAUUCAAUUAUGAGCUAUCAAGAUGAAGAGGAGCAAAUCGGUUAUCAGGUGGGAUCUUUUCCUAAGGAUUUCGGUUACGGGAACUUUGACCAUGAGGACAGCAAUUCUCGAUUAGCUGAAGAUAAGCCCCGAAUUCUUCUGAUGGGAUUACGCAGAUCAGGAAAAAGCUCUAUCCAAAAAGUGGUAUUCCACAAAAUGUCACCGAACGAAACAUUAUUUCUAGAGUCAACUAAUAAGAUUGUCAAGGAUGACAUCAAUAAUAGCAGCUUUGUGCAAUUCCAAAUUUGGGACUUUCCGGGACAAAUUGACUUUUUUGAUCCUACCUUUGAUUCAGACAUGAUUUUCGGUGGUUGUGGAGCUUUGGUCUUUGUUAUUGAUGCUCAAGAUGAUUACAUUGAAGCAUUGGCUAAACUCAACCAAACUGUAACAAAAGCUCACAAGGUGAAUCCGAGAAUAAAGUUUGAAGUUUUUAUCCAUAAAGUGGAUGGAGUAAGCGAUGAUUUCAAAAUGGAAUCGCAAAGAGAUAUCCAUUCUCGAGCUACCGACGACCUGGCCGAUGCCGGAUUAGAAGGAGUUCAUCUAAGCUUUCAUCUAACAUCGAUUUAUGAUCAUUCGAUUUUCGAGGCAUUCUCCAAAGUAGUCCAGAAGCUUAUUCCGCAGUUGCCAACACUAGAAAAUCUUCUCAAUAUUUUCAUUUCGAACUCUGGAAUUGAAAAAGCUUUUCUAUUUGACGUGGUAUCUAAGAUUUACAUUGCCACAGAUUGCUCUCCAGUAGAUAUGCAAAGUUACGAACUAUGCUGUGACAUGAUCGAUGUUGUAAUAGAUCUGUCGUGCAUCUAUGGAUCCAAAGAUGAUCCCGAUGUUGCUGCCUUUGAUAACCAAAGUUCCAGUCUUAUCAAAAUGAACAACAGUACAGUACUAUACCUUCGAGAAGUUAACAAAUUUCUAGCACUUGUUUGCAUUAUUCGGGAAGAGAACUUUUCUCGCCAAGGAGUGAUAGAUUAUAACUUUUUGUGUUUCCGGGAAGCGAUCACCCAAGUUUUCGAACUCAGACUCAAAAAUCAAAAGCUGGAAGCAGUCGAACACAGCCAAGAUCAUGAAAGCGACUAUCAAGGCUCAAUUCCAUCGAAUGGCGGCACUUCGCAAACGUUGGAUCAACAUAUGAAUAAAACAGCUGUGGCUUAAUAAUGCAUGAUUGUUUUAGCUUUGACUUAGUUUCCGUAAUCAAUGUAGGCGUAUAAUAUAUAUUUUUUUACAUAUGUUGAAUAUUCUGAAUAAAGUUAUAUCGGUU
Ochlerotatus camptorhynchus is the source of this 1420-nucleotide messenger RNA. RefSeq names its product Ras-related GTP binding C/D (gene RagC-D). NCBI's taxonomy places the organism in Eukaryota, Metazoa, Arthropoda, Insecta, Diptera, Culicidae. Gene Ontology annotation, cellular component: Gtr1-Gtr2 GTPase complex; lysosome; nucleus. Gene Ontology annotation, molecular function: GTP binding; GTPase activity. The record is from RefSeq and is a predicted model, not a curated record. Bases 139 to 1314 code for a protein of 391 amino acids. Gene Ontology annotation, biological process: negative regulation of autophagy; cellular response to starvation. The transcript has 4 exons.